This is a messenger RNA of Zea mays, 1836 nucleotides long. RefSeq lists its product as uncharacterized. Lineage: Eukaryota; Viridiplantae; Streptophyta; Magnoliopsida; Poales; Poaceae. Bases 980 to 1450 code for a protein of 156 amino acids. The transcript is spliced from 3 exons. The record is from RefSeq and is marked predicted.
CCCUCUGCCCCGGGUUUCCAGGGAAACCCACCCCCAGAUCCAAAUCCAGCGAAGCGACAGAGAUCAAGGAUGGAGCUGGAGGUGGGUGCGCCUUCGCCGGCGAGGUACCUGGUGGGGGCAGCGAUCAUGAUGGCCGGCGUGGUGCUCCCGCUGGCGUACAUGAUCUUCCGCAGCAAGCGUUCGCCUUCCUCCGCCUCCGCCGCGGGGCCCUCCUCCUUCUCCAAGCAGACGUAGGAACAAAGGGCUCAUCUGAUCUGAGCGAGUGGGUGAAUCGAUCGCCUUCCCCUGAUGCUUGUCAUUCUGUCUGUUUUGGCACCGCGAGAUCCUCCAACUGCUUCUCGAGACUGGGCAUCAUCACGUCAAAUACUAGCUGAUUAGUAGUCAGUUCCUUUUGUACCUUGUGUAGAUCAGAUCGAUUGCUUAUUUGGCUGAUUUGAUACAAUUAUAAACAAUGGGUUUACUUUUGAGUGCACUACUUACAAGCAUCAUUCAUACGGAUUUCAGUUUACCUAAACAAACCACUUGCCCUCUUCUGCUGCUUGGCUGGUUUAUUACGAUAACUGUGCAGAAUUUCUCUCUAUGCUAGUUCUCCCUCAAUUCCAAAAUGUAAGUUGUUUUAGUUUUGUCUGAGUUAAGCUUCUCUAAGACUAAGUUUAUAGAACAUCAAAUUGGUUUCGCUGAGACCACCAGGAAAUAUGUCUUGCCACUUGACAGUGCAUUUAUUUGGUAUUGUAGACGUUAAUAUAUUUUCUAUAGACUUCAUCAGAAUUAGAGAAUUUUGACUUAGGACAUGAAAACGGCCUAUGUUUUGGAAACAUAGGGAAUACUAUGUUUGUGGUUUAAUAAGGAGCACACUUGUUGUGCCAUUCAUCCUUUUGCAUCAUCAGCUGUUGAUGGUCUAGUUGUUGCAUUGUCAGAUCUAACAGCAUUGGGAUUGAAUUCGGCACUGAUCCUGCCCUUCUGUGUAGUUGUGAUUCCUAUGCGAUAUUUUCUUCAGUGCUUCCCUCUUCAAAGUUUGGUUUGCUCUCUUCAGUCCCCUUCUUUAUUCUAUUCUAACGGAGGCCUUUCAUGUCAUUCGCUUCCAGGAGCUGACACAUACAUUGUUGCUAAGUGCAUUAGUUUGUUAUCUGAUAAUCCACACCUCCAGAUGUGCCCUGUAUGUUUGUGUUCUUAUAAGUUGGCUCCUAUUGAAUUGUCUGUGUUCCUGCACAUGAAGGUAGUAAACAAAUCAGUGUGCUGCCCCAGAAAAGUCAGGUUGGUUGAUAUUAUUGUUUUUCGGUUAUUGGCUAACCUAUAUGAUAACCAUGAUGCAUUGCAUUUGCACUUUAGAUGGAUCGAUUGUUUUUGUGGCUACAUGAAGGGCUUGCGGCUUGCCUUGUGGCUUGUGAUCAAGAUGGUAAUUCUCAUGGAGGCUACUGGGUAUUCAGGGCCUACCCUUCCUCAGUAUUGAAUCAAACCCCGAUAUUUAAGACUGUCCCUUCUGAAGUUGACGUGACAUGCUCGAGCGCUGGAGCGCGUCGACAUCACCGGUUUCUACCCUGAGUGUGUCCUAUUAAAGUGAGAAGUACCUGCUGGACCUAGCAUGAUGUAUGUGUCCUUGAGUCUUGAGACCGCAACAUAUCAACAUCACUCGAAGAGGCUGGGCACCUACUGAUCAGUGAUCACAUAACACAGAUGGAGAGAAAUAUAUGUGUUCCUGUUUUUUAUUUUGUAUUCUAGUAAAAAAAAUACUAGCUUCUACAGUUUCCAUCAUCAAACGCUUAUCCCACUUUUCUGCCUCCUGGAUACUUUGUGUCACGUACGUUCUCUAUUGCCACUUGGUGAUGCUGCUUGUGU